CAAAACAAAAAUGUUGAAAAUGUGAAAAUACGCAAAGUUCACUUGCUGUUUUUGAGACGAAACAGUGAAGGAGAAUUGUUUUAUUUGUGAAACGAGAUGAAGAAGAGUCUGUUCGAGUAUGGCAGAUAGUCACGAACUACGUUCAAACUCGUUUUCGAGCAACAGUUCGCUUCCAAGCGGUGAAGUCGACCAUGUCGAACUGUUGUCAUCACAGCUCGGAGCGUUGCUUCACUCUUCAGAAUUUACAGAUGUCACUUUUAUAGUCGAAGACAAAAAGUUUCAGGCACACAGAGUGUUUCUGGCGUCAAGAUGCGAGUAUUUUCGCGCUCUUUUGUUUGGUGGGAUGCGAGAAUCGAAACCAGAAGCCGAGAUUGUUCUGAACGAGAUUUCUGCCCAGUCGUUUGGAACUCUUUUGAAAUACUUGUACACAGGGCGGAUAUUUCUACGAGACCUUAACGAGGAACAUCUAUUAGACCUCUUAGGGUUAGCUCAUAAAUACGGCUUCCUCGCGUUAGAAAGUGCGAUUUCUGGCUACCUUAAGGGGAGCUUAGACCUGCACAACAUUUGUCGUAUAUUUGAUGUGGCCUGCCUGUACCAGCUUGAUGAGGUUCUGGAGACCUGUUUAAAUUUUGCAGAUGUACAUGCUGUUGAAAUCUUGCAAGGCACGGCAGACUUUGCAAGCCUCUCGGACUUGGCUCUCGUAAGCAUUAUCAAGCGAGAUUCGUUCUGCGCUCCCGAGGUCGACAUAUUCCGAGCGGUGCAAUGUUGGAUUGGGGAAAAUCCUGAAGCCGACAGACAAAUAUUGUCUAACAUACGGCUUCCUUUAAUUGAACUCCCUGACUUGUUUCAUACGGUUAGACCAUCAGGGCUGUUCACAGCAGAUGCAAUCUUAGACGCCAUUAAGAUUCAGACUGAGAGUCGCGUAACAGAAAUGAAUUACCGUGGCCAUUUAGGUAGGUAUUAAAUUAUUAUUGCCAUUGGUCUUUUAAUGUGAAAAUGAUCUUCCAAGAUUUUGUCAAGGCUAUGACAGAAUCUUGGGGAGAUUGAGAUGAGAUCUAGUGAUUGACCUAAAAAACCGCAGACAAUUGGGGUUGAUAGAAUUAUCUAUAUUUCUGAUUGCCUAAAACCAAUUGUUGAGAAAAUACGCACUUUAAAAAUUAUAUGCAAUUAUAUGCAAAUUAUACGAAAUUUGGGAUGCCUUUUUCACUGUUUAGUGCUUGAAAUAUUUGCUAAAAUUGACUGGGAAUACUUAGAGAUUUCAUCAUAGAAUGGCGUGGUCAUAUUCAUUUGCUCUUUGUCUAAAAUGUUUAGCUGUAUUAUUGCUAAACAUGCCGUUUUUGAGAAUUUGGUUUGCAACCAGGUUUCAACAUGCAAUCACGCCAUCAGCCCAUUGAAAACAUUACGUCACGUCAGCUAGUUUCCUAUCCAUUUAUUUUAUUAUCCAUGGUUAAACUAACCAUUAAGCUGCAGAGCUUCCCCUUUGACGAGUAAAAUCGUCUGGCAUUAGACAAGUAAAAAAUAAGUAGGGUACACUGGGGCACAUUGCAGCUCAAUGGGUUAACUAGAGACAUCGUCAGAUUUUUGAAUUAACCAUUAAGCUGCAGAGCUUACCCAUUGACAAGUAAAAUUGUCUGGCAUUAGACAAGUAAAAAAAAAAGUACAGGGGCACAUUUCGGCUCAAUGGGUUGAUGUGUGAAGUGUGCUUUUUAUUAAUGGUAUUAACGAUUUUUGGUUGCAGUAACAUGUUACAUUGGAAAUUAUCAUUAAAAAAAUCAACAUGAAUGAUAUCACCUUUACUCAGUAGACUGAUAUUAUGAUGUCAUUAUAAAAUUGGCAUCAGGUAGAUUGUUGAAUGAACAAUCUGUAAUUUCCAUUGUUCAUUGUUGCACAAUCGGUCAAUCAGUACCAUUGAACUAAAAGUAACUGCAAUGCUACGUUGAAGCGGAAGUUUGAAGCUAAAUUAUACAAGGUCGUACACAGGCUUUAAAAAGCCCGUCUUAAAAUAAAAGGCCUGUUUCCCUUUCGAUUUGCAUCUUGCCAUGAAAACGUUCAAAACGACAUCCUUCGAUCGCCCCCUGCAUUGUCUCGCGAGUAAGUCGCGCAGUAGAAACACAUGGAAGUGCAUGUCUGGGAGUCAAAACUGGCUUUGUGGGAGUCAAAUUUUGGCUUCAAAAUUUGCAUGCGCAGUUUACUGAAUGUGGCGUUUCAGUUAUUUUUAGUUCAAUGAUCACUACUCCUGCACAAACUGUUGCGACUUAAACACCUGUUGCAGUAGAGCUCAAUAUAACUAUUUCUAAUGCACAGACAUGGAUGAAAAUGUUGCCUUGCCACAUCUUGGUGCAGAAGUGAUCGAAGGUGAAUUCCCUGAUGCUCUACUUGAUUCGGACGUCACAAGUUUUGACAUGGACAAAGGCUUCACGCUGCACUAUUUGGAAGAAGGUCGUGCAAUCGUUGUCUGUCUUGGUCGACCGUCAAUUAUCAACACCAUCAAAAUGCUUCUGUGGGAUCGUGACAUGAGGUCGUAUUCGUACUACAUUGAAGUCUCGAUGGAUAACAAAGAUUGGAUCAGGAUUAUUGAUUAUUCCAAAUACCUUUGCCAUUCCUGGCAAACUUUGCAUUUUGAACCAAGAGUUGUCAGGUAACUUACAUUCAAGGAAAAAAUCCCCUUGAUGAGUAAAAUCGUCAGCCAAAUUAUCGGCGUUAGACAGAGUAAAAUAAUAAAGUAGGGUACAUUAAUGCAAUUUAGCCAAUUGUGUUUCGUUGCGCCCUACUUUAUUAUUUUACUCUGUCUAACGCCAGAUUAUUUUACUCUGUCUAACGCCGAUUUUACUUGUCAAGGGGAGAGCGCUUAAUGGGUUGGUUAUUGCCUUAUUCUGUUGUAUGCCACAGACUUAUUAUAGGCUUACUUUAUAUUCUAGGUAUAUUCGUUUGGUGGGAACACUCAAUACAGUGAACAGAAUCUUUCAUGUCGUGCAUUUUGAAUGCAUGUUUUCAUCAAGACAGCACUCGAUUGGCGACAAUAAUGUUCUAA
Molecule: messenger RNA, 3031 nt
Organism: Paramuricea clavata
Lineage: Eukaryota; Metazoa; Cnidaria; Anthozoa; Malacalcyonacea; Plexauridae
Source: the annotation of a GenBank genome assembly